Molecule: messenger RNA, 2486 nt
Organism: Folsomia candida
Lineage: Eukaryota; Metazoa; Arthropoda; Collembola; Entomobryomorpha; Isotomidae
Gene: TAF1B
Product: TATA box-binding protein-associated factor RNA polymerase I subunit B
Exons: 8
Coding region: 190-2340 (716 amino acids)
Biological process (GO): nucleolar large rRNA transcription by RNA polymerase I; RNA polymerase I preinitiation complex assembly
Cellular component (GO): RNA polymerase I core factor complex; RNA polymerase transcription factor SL1 complex
Molecular function (GO): RNA polymerase I core promoter sequence-specific DNA binding
Source: RefSeq, a predicted model, not a curated record
GAUUAGAGAUUGAGAGUUUAGGAGACAUCAAGGGACAUUAGACAUUGAGAGACAUUAAGGGACAUUAGACAUUGAGAGACAUUAAGGGACAUUAGACAUUGAGAGACAUUACGGGACAUUAGACAUUGAGAGACAUUAAGGGACAUUAGACAUUGAGACUUUUCGCCCCCCCCCAUUUUCCCCGUCAUCAUGGAUCCGGACAUGAUCGAGGAAGCCGUCACUCCCGGUGUGGGUGUGGUCUGCGAGUUGUGCGGAAAUACCGAGUUCACCUGCAUCGGAGGAUUUUUCUUUUGUCAAGAGUGCCAAACACAAUCUCAGGACGCCAGAGAAUUUGUGGAACGCGACGAUUUCGACCAGCGGGUCAGCCAUCUCGGAAGAACUGCAAAGUUUCACGAGCGUGGUGGGAGAAAAUCGACCCAAGAGCGCGAACCGCUCGAGAAAGUAUCUGUCUUUGAAGCGUUCAACUGUUGUUUGGAAAUGGCGUCGAAUCGCUUGAUCGAGAUGGGAUUUCCUGCCACUGUGAAACAACAAAUUUUCACCCUUUGGACAAAGUAUCUUCGAAGGCGGAGAGCAGUAUUUGUUCAUCGAGAUACUGAACUGGGGUCGGUUCGGAAUGACCCGUGGAGAUCCUAUUGGGUACGCCCAGGAUACUUUAAGCGUCGCCGGAGGUUACAGAGACCCAAACCUACCGAAGCUCUAGUUUCAAUAUCUGUCCAAAAGCGACGGCACACACAAAUUAAGAAAAAAGCAAUGGAGGCGAGUUACUCUGCUCAACUUGCUGAACUGAUGGAAGAAGUUCCCGAGACAUGGGAACCACCACCAAAGAAAAAAUUCAAAGUCAAUCGGUACUCGAAUACUUCUUUGUUUCGACGUGCCUUAAAAUUGACAAAGCAAUCGAGACAGGUCUUGUUUGCUCUUCGUUGUAAAGGACUCUCCGCACGUCGGGAACGACGUUUACGCAAUAAAUUGUUGACGCCUGAAGUUUUUACGAUGAGGUCUUUCCUCGCCAUUAUUUUUAUUUCGUUGAGACAAGUCGGGUGCAAAGUGUGUAUGACGGACGUGAUCAGACUGUUUUGGACUGGAAAAAUUUAUUUCUCCGGUAUGAGAACUAUUCUUCAGAAAAAUAAUGUGAUGGAUGGGGAAAGACGCAUUAGUCCGGAAAUUGACCAGAUUUUGUCGAACGAAAUCCAUCACUUUUUAUCACCAGAGUAUAAUGACACGAUUAAGAAUAUGUUGCUAUAUUUGGGUCUCUCAAGUGACUUCAGAUAUCCAGAAUUUAAAGAAUUUCUACCCAAAUUCAUUGACGAUUUAGCACUUCCACGAGAAAUGGAAUGCUUAAUAUUACAAAUCGAAAAAGUCAUCCCGACCACAACCAAUGAGUUUUUAACGACUCGAACUUAUCUUCAAUUAUCAAAAAUACUUCCCGAAUUUCACAUCCUCGCUGUAAUCAUUAUCGUGCUAAGGCUUCUUUUUGGGCUCGACGAUGUCACGGAACGAUAUCAGUCAGACUUUGCUCAAAAAGUUAAUUCGACACUUGAGGAAAGUGGUAGUAAUAAUGAAUACUCAAAACUUUUUGUGAUCAAAGAUUGGUUUUUAUAUUUGCGUCAAAGAACAAAAAUUGUGGAUGGGGAGUUGCACAAUCCAUACUUUUCUCCUGGUACUAUGAAUCUCCCAUACGCCACUAUGAACCAUUUUAUUGAAAAUUACACGGGGUUUAAAAUGCUAACAAAUCCAAUACCAAACCGUGUCGCUGCAAGGCACAUUAUUUCAGAAAUGUUCCAAAACUAUGCAGCAACAAAUGAGGAAAUACUCCGCACGAUACCUCGCAACGAAUGUGUAUCCCUUCCCGAGGAAGAAACUCUUCAAGAGUACCAGAAAAACUACCCAGCCGUCUUAAAUCCGAUCCCCCUUGGGCCUCCGCCUCAGCUCAACCAAUCCUUCACCAAGACUCGGAUCGAUUUCAUACUCAACCCAAAUAAGUACGUCACCCUGUUGCAGUGCCACGGACACAAUGUCAACGUUCUUGAUGGGGAUGCACGAUGUAACGAUGUAACGUCUGACGACGACGAUGCCACAUUGACACUCUUCCAGCCAUUCAACCAAUUUGACGACCAUGUUCCGAAAUCAUUUGCUCAGCCCGACUCGCUAAAGUUUAUCCUUGAGCUGUCCUCUCGAAUGCUAAUCGGAUGUUAUAAGAAUAAAGGGACUUAUAGGACGUUGGAGUUUUACAUGGACCAUCUGCAACGCUUUUACACAAGACACUUAAUGCUCGGAGUUGCAAAAGUAUUUCCAUAUGAUAUGGACGAUAGUGAUGCCACGACUGACAGUGAUUCUGAUUAAUAAGUGACGUACAAAAGAAACAUUUUUAUUUAUUUAUUAUUCUUCUUGACACAGAAUUUUAUGAUAGUGUUAUGACAAGACUUUGUAUAAAUCAUACAAUUAAUAUUCAUAAUAAAAUUAAUCCAAUGGAGUAUAUCCGAAAAGAA